Osmerus eperlanus (European smelt) is the source of this 3244-nucleotide messenger RNA. Its product is annotated as G protein-regulated inducer of neurite outgrowth 3-like. Gene Ontology annotation, biological process: neuron projection development. Lineage: Eukaryota; Metazoa; Chordata; Actinopteri; Osmeriformes; Osmeridae. Gene Ontology annotation, cellular component: plasma membrane. Bases 222 to 2534 code for a protein of 770 amino acids. The record is from RefSeq and is a predicted model, not a curated record. The transcript has a single exon.
CCUCCCCCCAGCCUCCACUCCUCCCAGCCUCCCCCCAGCCUCCACUCCUCCCAGCCUCCCACCAGCCUCCACUCCUCCCAGCCUCCCCCCAGCCUCCACUCCUCCACACCCACCACUGGACACACCCAGGCUAAUGUACAUGUCACAUCAAGCACGAAUAAAACGACGACCAAUGCCAUUUCGGAGUUUUGGCUGAGGCCGGGGGAGGUGGGGGGCCUCACAUGCCCCUCCCUGCCAACGGCCACUUGGGGAAGCCUGUGAUUGGUGCAGAGCCGCAGCAUGUGAUUAGUGCAGAGAGAAGAACGCCAGAGCUGGCCCUGUUACGUGGAGGUGUGAAGGAGGGAGAAGAGCAUCACAGGGCUGACAACACCAACCUGACAGAGCUGAUGCAGGAGAAGGAGGAGAAGAAGGAGUGGGAGAAGGAGGAGGGGAAGGAAAAGAGGAAGGAGGAGAAGGAGGAGGAGAGGGAGAGAGAAGUGAUCUGCAUGUCUGACCUGUCAUCUGCCGUUACGGAGUCAAAGGUUGACAAAGCCGAAACAAAUGACUGCAGAGAGAAAUUGCUCAGGGAGGGGGAGGAGAGGGGGAGGGGAGGGGGAGGGGAGGGGAGUGAGACCACAGAGGUGUCACCGUCGUCCGUGACUACAGACACGUCAGCAGUAGGGGACGGCAAUAAAGACGUAGCCGCAGCAACGGCGCCACCUCCUCCAUCCCAUAAUGACAGGUCCAGCCCGGCACAUAACUCCAGACCCCCAUGUUCUGGAGGACAGACGUGUGAAGCUGCGAAGGGCUCCGGGUUGACCUCCCCACCACGCUUGCAGUCUAGAGAGACCCAUGUCACUACAACGACCCCUUCCUCUCAUGGCCCGGCCUCCCCAGUCCCCUCUCCACAGUGCUUCCCGCUCGCGGCUCCAGCAGGCCCAGCCUCUCCACAGUGCUUCCCGCUCGCGGCUCCAGCAGGCCCAGCCUCUCCACAGUGCUUCCGGCUCGCGGCUCCAGCGAGCGGGGGCCUGGGCUUUCCCUCCCCUCCCUGGGAGGACCCACCUGCGGAAGAGACCUCCCAGGGGACUGCGGCUCCCUCCAACACGGUACCCAAGGCAACGGCCGUCCUAUCAUCGGAGAAGGAGACGGCCGCCGCAGAAGGGCGCACGAAUAAGAAGGCCUCUGGUUCGAAACCCCCUGACACGUCUUCUGACAGCCGUCUUCAGAACAGGUCGCAGAGCGAUUCCUCCACCCCCUCCUCCACCCCCUCCACCUCCACCCUGCCCAGGCAUCCACACAUCCAGCCCGCCUGUGGGGCUGUGCCAGCGGGCUCCAGCCCCCCGCCAGCCCACCCCCUGGCCUCAGCCCCCAGGGCCCCGCUGGAGGCUCCUCUCUACCGGGAGACUAGCACCAUGACCUCCCCCGCCACUGCCCCCUGCAGGCACAGUGUGGAGGUGCAGGCCGUGGCCCAGGUCUGCAGCCGGGCGGUCGCCACCAGCCCCAGCCUGCUGCCCCUGCCCGCCUCCCACAGGCCCGGCGGGGGGGCCGCCUUGAGAGAGAACCUUGCAGUGGUGUUGCAGACUGACAGCAUCUCCACCCAGAUCCACAUGGGCCUGGCGGUUGCCUCUGGGUGUGAGAGGCUGGGCAGCCUGGAGGCAGGGGAGAGGCUGGGCAGCCUGGAGGCCGGGGAGAGGCCAGACCCCCUGCAGGGGGAGGCCGGGCUUGGAGCCAAGCCCAAGGACUCUGGCUCGGCGCUAUGCAACAUCCAGAGGGUUCCACUCCCCCCGCUGCAGCCGGUCUACCAGAUCAACAUCGAGACCUGCAGCCGAAGCGAGCCAGCGACGGUAUCCCAGGGCAGCAAGGCGGCGGAGACGGCUGCCGUGACGACAGAGUCGGCGGACGGCCACGCCGUUAAAUCUCCAGCCUCAGGUUUAAAAUCCCCGCCGUCAGCUGCAAGCGUAGGGCCACCGUCCCAGACCACCCAGACCUCUGCUGCUGCUUCAGUUGGCCACCACGCUCUCUCCCCGGCUCCAGGGACCACCACGAAGGAGGAGGCGUCAGAACACAAGACGAGCCGGGCUGAGGACAAGAACCAUGACAAGAAGUCCCAGAGUAGAGGGCCGCCGGCAGGGAAGAGCGCAAAAAGAGAGGAAGGAAAAACGCGGAAUCUGGGAAAGUUGGGAAAAGGGGGGAAGCAGAAACUUGAGAGGAAGAAGGAGGAGGAGGAAGAGGAGGAGAAGAAACAGAAAGGGAAGAACGUUCACGAAGUGCUCUGGGAUGAACAGGGGAUGACCUGGGAGGUGUACGGGGCGUCUGUUGACCCAGAGUCCCUCGGCUUUGCCAUCCAGAGCCACCUGCAGUGCAAGAUCAAGGAGCAGGAGAAGAAGAUUCUGGUCCAGACCUCGCUCAGGAAGUCCAUCUCUGCCGUGGACUCUCCCCCGGUUGGGCGCAGGAAACACAAGAGGCGGCAGCACAACGUUUUCAGGUCGCUCCUGCAGAGCGUCCGUCGGCCCAACUGCUGCGCUCGCCCUCCCCCCUCCGCUGUUCUGGAGUGAGGCACCCUCCCCCCUCCGCUGUUCUGGAAUGAGGCACCCUCUGCCCUCCGCUGUUCUGGAGUGAGGCGAUGCAACAUGACAAGAUGCCACCAGAACUGCCCGGUGUUCCCUGCUCUUCAAGCCACACUGCGUGGAGGGCACAGCCCUCAGACACACUGGUGCCAGAUGAACUUCUUGGUACACAAGUCCUCUUAGACAGUUUGGGGUUGGACAAGGAGGACAAGGUAACAGUUAAAAAAAAAGAACUAAAAAAAUGAAAAGGUAAAACAGCUGUCAAAAACAUUUUUUAGAAAUAGAUUAUACUGAAAUGCUAAGAGAGAGAGUACACGUUCUACCAGUAUUUAAAAUGAGAAAUGGCAAUAAUAAUAAUAUUGUUAGUGAAAUGCAUGUGUGUUAGUUUCUUCCUCUAUAAAGUGUGGUCUGAUGCAACAAUAGCAGGGUCGAAAUGCUGUUUAAAAAUCAGUUCAGAUAUCUGAUCCUACCUACUCCAAUGGAAUAACUGGGCUUAUCCCAAACAAUCUAAACACUUAUUUGGCACAAGCAAGCACCGAAAUACUUUCAAAUAGUAUUUGACCCAGAUCUGCAGAGUAUCAUCCACGGCUCUUGCCCUUGGUUGGGAGUCACUGUCAGAAAAUCACUCCUUACCUUUUACAGAAUCUUGUACUAAACAACAUAAUAUCAACAUUGACUUCUCAGUGCAGUGGUUGCAU